AACGACAUCAUUUUGUCUAUUGUGACUGGCAAAGUUGUGAAGAGCAGGCACUAAAUUCGCUGGUAACUAAGUGGUGAUAAUGACAGGUGAUCAAAAAGUAAAGUGACUGAGCUGAAAUUAAAACAGUAAUGCAUAAACAUGGCUUUGUUGGAACUGUACACGCAGUACAACAGAAUAUGGAUCCCAGAUGCAGAACAUGUGUGGAAAUCAGCCGAGAUUAUGAGAGACUUUCAUUAUGGGGACAAUGUUCUUGAACUGCUUCUUGAAGAUGGCUCUGAGUACUACUACCCCGUUGAGCCGUCAAAACCACAGCUCCCUCCGCUUCGCAACCCGGACAUCUUGGUGGGGGAGAACGACCUCACAGCUCUCAGCUAUCUACAUGAACCUGCAGUCCUGCACAAUCUUAAAGUGCGAUUCGUGGAGUCCAGAAUCAUCUAUACCUACUGUGGUAUUAUACUGGUGGCUGUAAAUCCAUACAAACAGCUUCAUAUCUACGGAGAUGCAAUCAUUCAUGCCUACUCAGGCCAGAACAUGGGAGACAUGGACCCUCAUAUAUUUGCGGUGGCAGAGGAGGCUUACAAACAGAUGGCCAGAAACCACAAGAACCAGUCUAUCAUCGUCAGUGGUGAAUCUGGAGCUGGUAAAACAGUGUCUGCUCGAUACGCCAUGAGAUACUUUGCUGUUGUAAGCAAAUCUGGAAGUAAGACUCGAGUUGAAGACAAAGUCUUGGCGUCUAACCCAGUAACAGAGGCAAUAGGAAAUGCAAAGACCACCAGGAAUGACAACAGCAGCCGUUUUGGGAAAUACACAGAGAUCAGCUUUGACAAGAGGUACCGGAUCAUCGGAGCAAAUAUGAGGACUUACCUUUUGGAGAAAUCCAGAGUUGUAUUCCAGGCAGACAACGAGCGAAACUAUCACAUAUUCUAUCAGUUGUGUUCCUGUGCUCACCUGCCAGAGUUCAAAAAUCUAAGAUUGUUGAGUGCAGAUAAAUUCUUGUACACCUGCAUGGGCGGUGAGAUCACUGUUGAAGGUGUAGAUGACAGGAAAGACAUGGAAGAGACUCUACGGACCUUCUCACUGCUGGGGCUGAAGGAAGACUUUCAGUCAUAUGUGUUCAAAGUUUUGGCAGCUAUUCUGCAUCUGGGAAAUGUGGAGAUCAGAAGCUCUGGAGAGGACAGAUCUUUGGUUUCUCCCAGUGAUCCACACCUGGCAGUCUUCUGUGAGUUACUGAGUGUGAGCUCAGAGGAACUGGCACGUUGGUUGUGCCAUCGAAGGAUCGUUCUGGUGACUGAGACAGUGGUGAAGCCGGUGCCCAAGGGGCGGGCAGUAAAUGCCAGAGAUGCCCUCUCCAAGCAGAUCUACGCCCACCUGUUUGACUGUAUUAUUAACAGCAUAAAUACAGCACUGCGUGUUCCUGGAAAGCAACAUGCUUUCAUAGGUGUCCUGGACAUUUACGGCUUCGAAACAUUUGACAUCAACAGCUUUGAACAGUUUUGUAUCAACUACGCAAAUGAAAAGCUUCAACAGCAGUUUAACUUGCACGUGUUCAAGCUGGAGCAAGAGGAGUACAUGAAAGAGGACAUCCCAUGGACGUUGAUAGACUUCUAUGACAAUCAGCCUGUCAUUGAUCUGAUUGAAGCAAAGAUGGGGAUACUUGACUUGCUUGAUGAAGAAUGUUUGUUUCCUCAGGGAACUGAUCAAAGCUGGCUGCAAAAGCUGUUCAUCUACCUGGAGGCCAAUCCUCUGUUUGAGAAGCCCAGGUUAUCAAAUGAAGCAUUUGUGAUACAACACUUUGCAGACAAGGUGGAAUAUCAAUGCAGAGGUUUUCUUGAAAAGAACAGAGACACUCUCUACAAAGAACUGGUUGACAUUAUGAGAGUCAGUAAGUUUCCUUUUCUGGCCAACUUUUUCCAAGAGGAGGAGCAAAACACUGUGAACAGUAAAGGUGUCAAAGUGAGACCUGCCAGACCUUCAGUGAAACCAGCCAAUAAACAACUGAGAACCUCUGUGGGAGAUAAGUUCUGCAGCUCCCUCUCUUUAUUGAUGGAAACUCUGAAUGCUACCACCCCUCACUAUGUGCGCUGCAUAAAGCCCAAUGAUGAAAAGCUCCCAUUUGAAUAUGACUCCAGGAGGGUGGUGCAGCAGCUGCGAGCAUGUGGAGUCCUUGAAACUAUUCGUAUCAGUGCACAGAGCUAUCCGUCCAGGUGGACGUACAUUGAGUUUUAUAGCCGAUACAGUAUCCUUAUGUCACACAAGGAAGCAGACCUCAGUGACAAGAAACAGACCUGCAAGAAUUUGUUGCAGAGGUUGAUUCAGGACCCCAACCAGUACAAGUUUGGCCGGACAAAGAUCUUCUUCCGAGCCGGUCAGGUAGCUUAUCUCGAGAAGUUGCGCCUAGACCGGCUGAGAGGUGCCUGUAUUACCAUCCAGAAACAUGUCCGUGGGUGGAGCCAGAGGAGGAAGUACCUGCGCAUGAGAGAGGCAGCCAUCAUCCUUCAAGAUUACAUCCGUGGAAAGAGGACAAUCCGCAAAACGGUGAGUGCUGCUACACUGAAGCAGGCCUGGGCUUCAGUGGUGAUCCAGAGACACUGGAGAGGUUACCGCCUCCGACAGAUCUAUCAGGUGGUCCUUCUGGCCUCCAUCACCAUCCAGGCCUUCACACGAGGUUGGAUGGCCCGUAAACGCUACAAGAAGAUGAUGGAGGAGCAAAAAGCCCUGGUUCUCCAGAAGUAUGCCAGAGCGUGGCUCGCACGGCGCCGUUUUCAAACCAUGCGGCGGCUGGUGCUUAAUGUUCAGCUCUCCUACAGGGUGCAGCAGCUCAGAAAGAAGACUGAAGAGCAGAACAAAGAGAACCGUGGACUGAUGGAAAGACUGACAAGCUUGGCCAACUCACAUUCUCAAACUCUGGACAAGCUUCAGGGUCUGGAGGCACAGCUGGAAAAAUUAACCAACCAGAAGGCAUCCUUGGAGGCAAGAGAGAAGAAAGUGAAAGAAGAAACUGGUCUGACAAUUGCACAGCUUCAAAAGGAAACAGAUGCAUUAAAUCUUGAAAAACAGAACUUGGAGAAAAAGUUCGAAGCUUCCACUAAAGAGGCCAAAGAGAGCUUUGAUCAAAUAAAGAGGAGUCUUCUAGAAGAGAAAGAAUAUGAAACAAGGCUUAGGAAAAUUGCAGAGAACACCAUUGAGAUCCAGAGACAGGACCAUGAGAAGGAGGUGGAAACUCUCAAAGAGGAGAUAAAGAGUUUGAAAGAAGAGAGAGUCAUUCUGCAGAGAAAGACAGAGGAGGGGGACCAGGUGAACUCUGACCUGCAGGAACAGGUCAUCCAGCUCUCCAAACAUGUCAAGGUCAUUCCUGAGCUACGGAGAGAUCUUCACAGCCUACAAAAUCAGAGAAAUAACAUGGACCGAAAGUUGAAGGAACAGUCUGAACAAGCCAGAGCUAAAAUCAGCGACAUAACAAGACAACUUCUUGGAGGUGUUGUUGAAGAGGAGCUUCUUUUGGGGCUAACUCCAGACAAGUCUGAGAAGAUAAAUGAAGAUGAAGAUUUUCUGGAGACCUUUGAUGGUCUACAAAGAGCUAUCAGAGUACAGGAAAACCACCAGAAGGAGCAGAAAGAAAACUACGACACCCAAUUGGAGGGCUUGAAAUUGAAAGUGGACCACCUUCAAAAUGAGAACAGAAAACUACAAAACUUGUUCCAAGAGAAAAGUGAUGUCAACGAGAAUAUUUGCCAAGAGGUUUCCAGGCUCAGCAGUGAAAACGCGAUUAUACCGGAGCUGAAACUGCAGGUUUCAGAGCUGCAGCGACAAAAAGAAGAACUGGAGGCCCAUGUAGGCGAUCAGAGCAGAGAACUAGCAGAAAAAACUGAGGAGAUCACUUGCAUUCUUCAAAGAAAGAUUGAAGAAGAGAGCUCACGACGAAGGCACUCUGAAGCUAAAGCUGAAGAGCUGGAGGAGUUGAGGAGGGAGCUUCAAGGCCAAGUAGAGGAGCUGGAAGAGGAGAACGAUCACUUGAAGAGGAUGCAGCUGAUGGAGAGUGAGGCCAAGAACAAACUGAGACAGGAGACCUCGCGGCUAACUGCUGAGAAUAUGGACUUGGAAGAGCAGCUUGAUCAGAGAGACAGAUUAAUCAAGAAACUUCGGAAUCAAAUAAAGAGCCUUGAAACAACACAGAAAGCCAAACAAAUGUCUGCGCCGGCCAUUCCCAAAGAUUACCUCGGAAUGUUGGAGUUCAAGAGGGAAGAUGAACGCAGGCUCAUUCAGAACAUCAUUCUCGACCUAAAGCCCAAAGGUGUGGUGGUCAAUAUGAUCCCCGGUCUGCCAGCUUACAUCCUCUUCAUGUGCAUCCGCCAUGCUGACUAUCUGAACGAUGAAGCCAAACUCAAGUCUCUUAUGAAUGUCAUCAUCAGUGCUGUCAAAAAAGUCAUCUUGAGUCACCACAAAGAUUUUGAGUUGCUGUCGUUCUGGCUCUCAAACACAUAUCAGCUACUCAACUGUCUGAAGCAGUACAGCGGGGAGGAGGAGUUCAUGAAACAAAAUACUCCUCGCCAGAAAAAGAACUGCUUGCAGAAUUUCGAUUUGUCAGAACACAGACAGAUUCUCAGCGACCUGGCCAUCCACAUCUACCAUCAGUUUAUCACUGUCAUGGAAAAGAGCCUCACUCCGGCAAUUGUACCUGGCGUGUUGGAGCACGAGAGUUUACAGGGGAUUUCUAGCAUGAAGCCGACAGGCUUACGAAAGCGUUCCAACAGCGUCUACGAGGACUCAGAGACAUACACAAUCUCCUCCAUCAUUCAGCAGCUCAGUGCCUUCCACUCCACUAUGAGCCAGCAUGGCAUGGAGCAGGGCCUCAUCAAACAGGCUGUCAAACAACUCUUCUUCCUCGUUGGUGCGACCACCCUCAACAACAUCAUGCUCCGCAAAGAUAUGUGUUCCUGCAGGAAAGGAAUGCAGAUCAGGUGUAACAUCAGUUACUUGGAGGAAUGGCUGAAGGAGAAGGAACUACAAAGCUCUAAUGCUAUAGACACUUUGAGGCCGCUAUCUCAGGCUGCCUGGCUGCUGCAAGUCAAAAAGUCCACUGAUGAUGACGCCAAGGAGAUCAGUGAAAAAUGCACAGAACUCAACUCUGUUCAGAUUGUCAAGAUUUUGAACUCCUACACACCCAUUGACGAUUUUGAGAAAAGGGUGACGUCGUCAUUUGUCCGCAAAGUUCAGUCAUUACUCCAAGAUCGUGAUGGGUCCACCCAGAUGAUGUUGGACUCAGACUAUCGUUUCCAGGUCACAUUUCCUUUCUGCCCGUCCUCGCAGGCUCUGGAGCUGCUGCAGGUCCCGAGCAGCCUUCAUCUGGAUUUUUUAACCAGGAUAUGACACAGCCAGCCGCUGGACUCUCACUCCGCAUGACUGAUACAUAGUCCAGUGUAUCUUAACAACACGUUACAUAAUGAAUAUGCACCAUAUUUUUAAAAUUCAGGGCUGUGGUGAGGAUUUUUGGCACUAUACAAACAGGUCAUGCCCCUCCAAUACACCAGCUCCAAAAACAAAGUCUUUAAAAUCGUUUUUAUUAAUGUCAUUAGAGCUGCAACCAGUAUUAAUUAGUCGACCAACAGAAAAUUUAGCUUCUCCAGUGUGAUGAUUUGCUGCUUUUAUGUCUUUUAUAUCAGUAUAAAACCGAAAUUUAUUGAGUUUUGGGUUGUUGGCCAGACAAUUCAUGUAGCAAGUUCCUCACUGUUCAAAAAUUCAGAAUGAUCAUUUGAUGUCUCUGCGUUAUCUGAAAGCAAAGGGUAGCCAGAAAAGUUUUAGAAAACGGUUAAAUCAGUAUCACAUGAUUCUUCUCCUAUUUCAUUCUUACCCGGUGAAUUUCUUCAAGGCUGUACCACCAGCUCAAAGAGUAAAGAGCUGUAAAGAGUGUAUAUUAUGCAUUCAAUGAACACUUCAUUCAAUCAGGUUGUGUAUUCAAAAAUACCACAUGAAUACCACAUACCACAUACCAAACAAACUCAAGAUUCAAGUCUUUUCAUUGCAGCAUUUUAUGAAUCGUGUAUCGUGUUCUUAGUUCUCUUGAUCCCAACAGGUCUGGGGCCGAUCAGGUGGAGCCAAUUCUGUUGUUAUUAGCAGUGGCACUUUUAGCUAAGUUUUCAGUCUCAAUAGGAUGCAAUACAGCACCACGAACAACUCUUAACCUGGCAAGAUCAUCAAGGCCAUCGAAGGCCAUUGUGUAGAAAAGAAUCCUCUUUUUUUUAGUUUAUAAUGUGUUAAAAUAGGGGAAACUGUGAAAAUAAUUUGUAUGCACUUAAAUAAUCACAAAGUGAGAGAGACACACCAAACUCGGAUUCGGGUAAGAUUCCAGGUCCAGCUCGCGCGCCAAACAGCUGCGCGCCUGGCGCGCUCCCGGCGCUGGACAGGGCGCAUUUGGUCGGGUUGGCCGCUUUAUUCACGAAACUAGACCCUCAGUGUCAUCAUGUACGCACAGAGCAGCGAAUAACCACCAUCGACUUCGUGAGGACCAAACGCCAAACCAAACGCUCAGGAUGGACAUAGACACAGUUUCUGAAUUAUGACCCGUUACUGAUAACUUGUUAAAUAAAACACCAGGAAGUUAGCGGUAAGUCCGUGCAGUACGUGUUAAGUCUGUAAAAACUACCUGUUGUCAUAGAAACAUGAACCUGUCAAUUCAUUUAAAAUGGCAACUAUAACUGUAAAUGAAACAAACACCAGCCAGAGAGCCUCAUUAACAAUCAGCCAAUUAACGUAGACAUGCGCAUCACUGAAUCCCACUGAAUCUUGUUUGAGUUCAAAAAUCUAUAAACAUUCUACAGCGCAUGCGCGAUGGAUGGAUCACUAACUCUUUAUUGCGUCAUGAGUGUUUGAAGAUCAAAGCGCAGAUGAAAGACCCGAGCAUUUAAAUAGACCCAGAAUUUACUUCAGGUGGACUGCUUUUUGCUUUGAAACAACAAGCUGUUUGAGGCAUUUUUAGGACUUCUCUCUUCUAAUCUAAGAGAUUGGAAAAAUAAGUCAUCACAGAUAAGUAACCACGUUUUAAUUUAUUGGCUGAUAAAUUAUCUUGUUUAACGGGCUGUGAACAACAUUCCUAAGUAAGCAUGUCGGAAGAAGUAGUGGAUCAUAAAAUAAGUUUAAGUGAUAUAGAAGAGAGUGUUGAACGUCUGAGGGUCACGUUGGAGAAUGUAGCUGUUGACAUGGCCCUACUUCAUUCUCUAUACAAGGAACAACAAGCAGAGAAUCUAAAGCAGUGGGUAGCAAUCGAUCACCUUGAUUUUCAAAUAGGGGCCCCUCAGAAAGAAAGUAGAGAUAAAGUGGCCAUGCAUGAAUCUAAAAUACCAAUGAAACAUGAACUCGCAGAAAUUGAACAACUGCAGGAAAAAGUUGAAGGUCUGGAGAAAAAAGUGUCAGCGGGCAAACAGUUGAUACUGGCACUGAUUGCUCUUCAGCAAAAGGAAGUAGCUCUGAGAAGGGAG
This is a messenger RNA of Scatophagus argus, 7472 nucleotides long. RefSeq names its product myosin VC (gene myo5c). Lineage: Eukaryota; Metazoa; Chordata; Actinopteri; Scatophagidae. Gene Ontology annotation, cellular component: myosin complex; vesicle; cytoplasm. Bases 139 to 5367 code for a protein of 1742 amino acids. Gene Ontology annotation, biological process: vesicle transport along actin filament; actin filament organization. The record is from RefSeq and is a predicted model, not a curated record. The transcript has 40 exons. Gene Ontology annotation, molecular function: actin filament binding; ATP binding; microfilament motor activity.